GUUGCUUUCGGUGCCACGACUCGCCGUUCCUUGUCCAUCUUGUGGAGCAAGCAGAAUCAGUCGGUCGUGGUGUCAUACUAAGGCUUCACAGCGCACACACAUGUGUCUCACGCCUCGUUUGGUCUUCCGCAGCACGCCGUCGAUGCUGUAAGGCGCUCCAAUCUGCAGACUGAGCGCUGUAAGAUCUCGCGAGAGCUCCGGCGUUCGCUGUGACUGGCCGUGGCUUUGCAGCAGACAGAGGGAGAAGGCAGGCAGGCAGCAUCAUGGCGGACAGAGACAGUGGUAGUGAGCAGGGAGGAGCAGCCACGGGCCCAGGCUUCGGUUCCAUGCACCCAGCGACAGGAGGGGCGGGCUCGGCUUCCGGGCUCCAGCAUGAGACGCAAGAGCUGGCGUCGAAGCGAGUUGACAUCCAAAACAAACGCUUCUAUUUGGACGUUAAGCAGAACGCGAAAGGCCGCUUCUUAAAGAUAGCAGAAGUCGGGGCCGGUGGAAACAAGAGCCGCCUCACUCUCUCCAUGUCGGUGGCUGUCGAGUUCCGUGACUACUUGGGGGACUUCAUCGAACAUUAUGCGCAGCUGGGUCCGAGCAACCCGGCGCUGGUACAAGACGAGCCCAGGCGAGCACUCAAAAGCGAGUUCUUGGUCCGGGAAAAUCGCAAAUACUACAUGGAUCUGAAAGAGAACCAGAGGGGACGGUUUCUGAGGAUUCGACAGACCGUUAACCGGGGGCCCGGUUUGGGGUCCACGCAAGGCCAGACCAUCGCUUUGCCGGCCCAGGGACUUAUUGAGUUUCGUGACGCUUUGGCUAAACUUAUUGACGAUUACGGUGUAGAGGACGAACCUGCAGAGUUGCCCGAAGGGUCAUCAUUGACUGUGGACAACAAACGGUUUUUCUUCGACGUCGGAUCCAAUAAGUAUGGUGUGUUCAUGAGGGUUAGCGAGGUGAAGCCAACGUACCGCAACUCGAUUACGGUGCCCUACAAAGUGUGGUCCAAAUUCGGGAAUACUUUCAGUAAAUAUGCCGAGGAGAUGAAGAAGAUCCAGGAGAAACAACGGGAGAAAAGGGCAUGCGAGCUGCAGCAACAAGAGGAGAUGCAGGCAGACGAUGCAGAAGAGGAUUGAUAUAGAUGGCAAAAAAAACAUGCAAGAAUAACGAAAAUAACAAGAGAAAUAUAAUUAAAAACUCUACUGUAUAAAGAAAGAAAUCUAAAGAUUUAACUGUAAUGGUUUAACUCCAAGGGAGCAUCACCCACAAUAUAAGAAACCUCCACAACCUGACAGUUAUGACAUGUUGUCACUCAUCGCUGGAUGUUAUCCCACUUAUCCACCAUAAUACAGUAACAGGCUGCUAAACAAAGUAAUAACAUUAUAUUUGAACAUUGUUUCCUACUUGACAAACAAUAUUGAACUGAGUGUUUAUUUCCCUUAUUAACAGAACUUUUGUACCAGUUAAAGCUAUUGUAAAAAACAGUAAAAGGUGUCUGCAUUGUUCAAGCGGAAUAAUUGCAGAGGACAAACGGUUUCCUUUUCAUGUGAGCAAAUGACUUCAGCACAAAUCAGAUAAUUUAAUUUUUAAAACCAAAAUUCAAAAACUUUGUAAGAGGUUGUCACAUGUACAUGCCAUUCUAUUUACCUUUUACAUGUGAAUAGAGAUGUGUUUACACAUAAAUCAUAUGAGGGCUAGGCCUGCUUCGGAAACUGGUUAGAUGUCAUGCAGUAUAAAAGAAACAUAUAGGCAUUUUCAUCAAAUGAAAUAAGUGCUCUAUUUCUCGUGCAAUAUGCAUUGCAUUCAAAUCAAAUAUAUUGAACUGAUCGAUGGAUCCUCACAUGAUGACGUUUGCCUGAGGCAUUCAAAGAAAUAUUAAUAUUGUAAUUUUGUUUCAGUUGAAAUUGUUGCCAUGCAGAUGGAUAUAUUGUAGACCUUUUUGUGUCUCGUUGUUAAUGCAAUGUGUUAAUUUUUAAAGGUACUAAAUGUGUAAUUGAUAGAGGAAACUCUGUGAUAUGUUGCAAAUGGCCUGAAUUUGCAGAUUACUGAAUAAGACCAACGCCCUACACUGAUUUGACUUACUGGUCUUAAAAAAGAGGCAGAAAAUCAGCAGAGCAUUAUUUUGGUUUGUACAUCUAAAGCAUUUUGUGAUCUGUUCAGUCAUAGAAGUCCAAAUGUUGCCAAGGAGUGCUGUUGCUGCAUGUUAAUCUGCGCUAACAUAGAUCUUGUUGGUUUCCCUAAAUAUUGGCUCAAGGACCCUUCCACACAUAUAUCUAUAUAUAUAUCUAUAUAUAUAUAUAUAUCUGCCUGCAGUGUAUGAAUCUCAAGUUUGAGUACAGAGUGAUUUCCAUUCAAAGGCUUGGUGUUGUUGUAGUGGAAGUUGUUUCACAGCGCAUUCAAAAGGAGCAACCUCGCAAACAAAUCAAAACAUCGCCAUAACACUCUGGGUAGGACCACCGUGGAGCACGGGAUAAACCAAGGUGAAAAGGGUUCAAUUCACCCGCCUGAACCUUCAGUAGUGUGUCAGUGGAUUUGCACAUUCCUACAAGUUUAAAAUCUCAAGGUGUGAAGUUCAGUGGCGCUAUCUGGACACAUAGCGCUGCUUGAGAUUGGUUAGCCCAUAUAUCUACCCGGGGCUGAUGAGAUUCUGUCUUGGUCUAUUUGUAAAUAUUUGGGCUGCCACGCGGAAAACAACUGGUUCUAAACCAGUUCAGUCGCAUCUCAUAGAUGUGUGAUAGCAGUUUUAUAAACUCUGUCAGUAAACUCCAGAGAAACUGGCAACAAUCAGAUACUGUCAGAUUUACCUCAGCAUUGAAUUAAAUGACUGCUCCCAUGUUUAGAUUGACUGGAAACCAGCAAACUAGACAGUUCUUGACCACCUAUUUCUUGAGCUUAUGGUACGGCCUAAAUGAUACCUGAUUGGGAGCAUCCUCUUCAGCAUAUAAACAACCUGGUGCCUUACACGCUCUGCAUGCUUACACGCUGGCCUGGUGCUUUGGAUUGCAGUUUGGCUUCUUUUAGUUAUCGUUUCCUCUCUUUCUUCCAUUAUUGUGUCCCAGCCCUCUUGUGUGCUAGCGCACAACUCGUGGUGCUAAAAAGGGUUUGUUAAAAAACUCUUGAGAGAAUAGUUGGUGCAGAAUUCUUAAGGUUUUUUUUUCUGCUACCUUCCUUCUUUCCUAACUUAUUUGCCAUCCCCAUUCCCUAGCCAUCCAGGUAUCGGCCUACAUGUAAACAUGGAAGGGGGUGGUCACCUAAACGAGAGAUGAUGCAGAGGAGUUGGCUCUUUACUAGCCUAGCGUGUCAGCGGGGAGAGCAGGGGCAGAUUGGGAACAUUCGGUAGUAAGCUGAAAUGCUAUGAGUUGUUUCUGGGACGUCAGCCCCCUUUUUGAAAUGCUCGUUCUAUGGCUUGGGUAGCUAUGUGUUAGUUGUAAGUCGCUCAAUUAAUGGGGAGCAGCAAGCAUGUCUUGUUUUUUUCGUUUAACCUUUUCAGCGUUAUUCCACAUUAUUUGUAAUUUUGGAAUGUUUGCGCCCACAAAAAAAUAUAUCUAUUUUUUUUCUGUGCAACAUUUCAUCACUGUGUGCAAUAUCGUAUGUGCCAAUGGUGGCAAUAUAUGUAUAUCAAUUAAAUAUAUAAUUACUAUUGUAAAGCAUGUGGCUGAAUUCCAUGUUUAUUUCUCAUGAAGGAGUUGUAUGCCUUUAUUUGCACUCAAAGCUCCAUCCUGGAGGAAAUAGUAAACCAAGGUCUUAGCAGCCUGUUGGGUUAAGCAGUUCACAUACGUACUUUAACUUGAAAUAGAACAAUGUCACUGCAAGUAUGCCUCUCUUUAGGAACAAGGUAAACUUGGAAUGGGUUGUUGAAGGUAAACUAUAAAACACAAUGGAGUUUUAUUUUGUGAAAAGGAAAACUUAAAAAAAAAAAAGUGAAAUCUCCAUUUUAGCUUCAAGCUAAGAAAAGGUGCUUCAGUCCAAUUCUCAUUAAGGUGUAUGGUGAACUGUCUUCAGUGGUUGUUGUGUGUGUAGCACUUUGCUUUUUCCAGGUUAAUGAAAUGCCUGACCAAUACUUGUUUAAAAUGAUCUCAACAAAGAAUGUCAUUUUCUCUUUAUUUUCUUUUUUUAAAGAUAAAGAAGUAUUUGAUUUGGCUUUGAUGCACUAUAUAUAAUUUAUGUACAUUUGACAAAUUUCCAAAAUAAAUUUAAUUUACCCAAUGAGGGAAAAUCUACAUUCAAAAUGUAUGUUUGUUUUUUUUUUUCAUUUAAUGUUGGGAGAAAAGAAACUUCCCGAAAUGUCGACGAGUCCCUGAGGAAAAGUAUGUUUAAUUUUGAUGUAGUGUUGUCCACAAUGUCUGACUCUACAUUUACAAUGAUACUAAUUACUAAAGCUUAAUUUUACAGCCUUUUAAAAUGCAAACUUUGCAAUGACAAGUUACUGAUUACUCAUGUCUUAGAGAUUUCUACAUAAGUACUGUAUGUAUAAUACCAGGCUGUAAAAUAAAGCAUUACCUUGUUCUCUAAUCA
This is a messenger RNA of Eleginops maclovinus (Patagonian blennie), 4500 nucleotides long. RefSeq names its product purine-rich element binding protein Aa (gene puraa). Lineage: Eukaryota; Metazoa; Chordata; Actinopteri; Perciformes; Eleginopidae. Gene Ontology annotation, molecular function: RNA polymerase II transcription regulatory region sequence-specific DNA binding; purine-rich negative regulatory element binding; DNA-binding transcription factor activity, RNA polymerase II-specific. The transcript has 2 exons. Gene Ontology annotation, cellular component: nucleus. The coding region runs from base 264 to 1121 and encodes 285 amino acids. The record is from RefSeq and is a predicted model, not a curated record. Gene Ontology annotation, biological process: regulation of transcription by RNA polymerase II.